CGACUUGCACGUUUACUAGGCGUUCAUACUCAAACUCGACCUGUAAUAAUUUCUGCUCUUUGGCAGUAUAUAAAAACUCACAAACUUCAGGAUAGUCAUGAAAGAGAAUUCAUAAACUGUGACAAAUAUUUAGAACAAAUAUUUGCUUGUCCUCGUAUGAAGUUCGCUGAAAUACCUCAACGCUUGAAUCCUCUUCUUCAUCCACCAGAUCCAAUUGUUAUUAACCAUGUUAUUAGUGUAGAAGGGACCGAAACAAAACAAACUGCUUGUUACGAUAUUGAUGUUGAAGUUGAUGAUACUUUAAAAACUCAAAUGAAUAAUUUCUUAUUAUCUACAGCAAGUCAACAAGAAAUACAAAGCUUAGAUAAUAAAAUUCACGAAACAGUUGAAACAAUAAAUCAACUGAAAACAAACCGAGAAUUCUUCUUAAGUUUUGCUAAAGAU
Molecule: messenger RNA, 444 nt
Organism: Cotesia congregata
Lineage: Eukaryota; Metazoa; Arthropoda; Insecta; Hymenoptera; Braconidae
Source: the annotation of a GenBank genome assembly